UAGCUUCUAUGAGAAGCUAUACGCUUUAACAUCUUAGAGAAGUUUUGUUUUGCUUUUUUAACAAGCUUGUUUUUUAGCAUAGGUCUUUAUUAUUAUUUUUUUGUUUUUUAAUUUUCUGUAUUUUUCUUUUAUCUUUCGUCUAUUAGUCUUUCCCUGAAAUAGGGAGGCUUUUAGAUUCUAAUAGUCUUCCCUGAGAUAGAGAGAUUACUAGUACCGUGUACCUUUACAAUUUUAAAACAAAAAUAAAAAAUAAAAUAAUAAUAAUAAACAAAAAACCAAACAUUACAACACCAAAUCUAUUCAUGUGCAUACCAUGUGCUAAAAUCAAACAGGUAAGUUUUUUCCCUUUAAAAAAAAUAAAAAGAAAAACUUUCUUCAUUUAAUUGCACAAUCUCAAAAUUCUAAACUAGGUUAAACCAUAUUAAUUUCAUUAAUUCAAGACACUUUCUCUACACGCCGUAAUCUGGAUUAUGUUGGCGCAAAUUAAAACUUAUACUCAACCAUUUUUUUAUAUUGCCCACCAAAGUUCGACAAAAUGCCAACUCCAAAAACCAAUUUGUUUCCAUUCACACUUCCAUCAAAUCAUCCUUUUUCUAGAAACCCAAUUCUCCCACCAUUCAAAUAUUAAUUAUUUUUUCAUAUUCUAUCUUAUCUGACCUUUUCUGAGGAGAGAGAAACACAAAAUUAAUGGGGAACAACAUGGGUGGAGGAACCAGUAAAACAUCAAAAAUUAUGAAAAUCAAUGGCGAAAAUUUCAAGUUGAAGAUCCCAGCUAAGGUUUUUGAUGUUAUUAAGGAUUACCCAGAUCAUAUUUUGUUAGAUUCUGAAGAAUUUCUUAGGUUCAAUCUCAGAGCUAAACCUUUAAACCCAGAUUUUGAGCUUAAACCCAGAAAAAUCUAUCUUCUUGUUGAAUUACCCAAAUUUCCCUUGAAUAAUACUUGCAAUAAUAAUACUCAAACCCCACUUAGGAAGGUGAGAUCUGGUGUGCUCGCGCCCACGACAACUACGAAAGAUUUGAUGUCUCGAAGAUCUGCUUCUGAUGAUCUUACUCUUAUUACGAGAUCAAUGGCUGAUAAUGGAAGUUCAGUGGGUCCUACUAGGGUUAAGAUAAAGCUGCCAAAGGCUCAGGUGCAGAGGAUUAUGGAGGAAAAUGGAGACGAUGUUGAGGCUGCUAAGAAGAUUAUACAGCUUUGUUUGGAAGAUAACCCGGCCGUGUGCGGUGGUGUUGCGGCGGUGGAGGUGGAGGAGAGAGAAAAUGGAGGGGAGGUUAAUGUGGAGAGUCGGAGACGUUGUUCGAGUGUUUAUGAUAGGUGUAGUCCUUGCUCUAGUUACCGCCGUAAGUAUAAGAAAUUAACCUCCUAGUAAGUUACACGGGUACGGAUACAAGUACGAGAUAUUGAAGAACAAAGUAUGAAGUACGUAUGUUUAUGUGGUUAAGACGUGCCGGUGUUUGAGUACACGCCAUCUACUGCUAUUAGAAGUGUAUGUGAGAUAAAAUGAAGUGUUAAGUAUUGUUUAAUUUAGUAGUUAGAGAGUAAUUUGUUUUAGGGUUUAUGGUUUACUAUUACCUCAAUUAGAUGAGGUUAAAGAAGUGUACAAAUUAGGGUGUGAAAUUAGGUGCAAAUGUAUAUACUAUAUAGCGUGGUUGAUGCUUUGAUGGUAUGAUUAAUGACUAUGAUCCAUUCAUGAAUUUUGAGUAAAACUUGUGACAAGUCUGAAAGAGUUUCGGCUAUUCAAUUAUGUAUUGGAUGUUAGAUGCAUAUAUGAUAAUAUUGUGUGAUUUAUGAGCUAUGAGCGUGUUUUGUAUAAUUGUAUGAAAUGAUUGUAUAUUGUAAGGACAGUU
Messenger RNA from Chenopodium quinoa (quinoa), 1843 nucleotides. RefSeq lists its product as uncharacterized. The record is from RefSeq and is a predicted model, not a curated record. The transcript has a single exon. Bases 688 to 1362 code for a protein of 224 amino acids. Lineage: Eukaryota; Viridiplantae; Streptophyta; Magnoliopsida; Caryophyllales; Amaranthaceae.